AUGCCCACUGGCAGCGCUGGUCGUCUAGCUGUUGCUGAAGACCAAGCCACGGAUUGUACUAUUGCUCUGACGACAAUUGACGAUACCGGCGACAACACAAUCUCUCCCGAGACCAACGGCGCCGAACCAACGCUUACGCCGGCUGAAAUCAACAACCUCGCGGCAACCAUCCACGAAGCCAACUCCGAGCCUGUUGGCGGCCCCAAGCCUGAAGCCGACCUUAGCGAAGACGACGACGCUCCUCGCGCUAGCGUUGGAGACGAUUCCUACUACUGGGAUCCCUCCACGAUGGCUCCGCUCAACGCUCGUUCUGCGGCCGCCAUUGCCCGCCUGCGCGCCUUCCGGCCACCACCUUUUCCCCUCUGGGACCGCUUACCGGUCAGCCGGCGCGCUGCAGUGCUGGUGCUGCUGUAUGCCGACCGGCGAGGCGACCUGCGCGUUGUGUUGACCAUGCGUGCUGCCAGCCUGCGCAACUACUCGGGUCACGCAGCGUUCCCGGGCGGCAAGGCCGACUCAAUCGAAGAAUCAGCCGAGCAGAUUGCACGGCGGGAGGCGUGGGAGGAAAUUGGCCUGCCACUGGAUGACUCGAAGCUGCCGCGGCCGUUCCGGAUCGAGCAUCUGUGCGACCUGCCGUACAAUCUGGCCAAGACAGAACUUGUGGUGCGGCCAUGCGUUGCGCUACUACACGCAAGCGAGGGCGAUGUUGGGGCACCGGAGAGAACACAUGGCGCCGCAUCCAACAGUGGCGGUGAUGACGAGAUCACGCCCGAUGAAGCACUUAUUCCAAAGUUGGACGCCAAGGAGGUCGCCGCCGUGUUCAGCGCUCCCUUCCACAACUUUUUGCUACCAACAGACGAGGUAUCCAAGGACGACGGCAUGCCACUGGCGCUUUCACAGAUCAAGCUUCAAAAUGGCAAGAACGGGGUUCCACUACGCCGGCCAAAGCUGCCGCCAGGUCCCUGGUACGAAGGCUCAUGGAUCCAUUGGCACGAGGAACCGUGGCGGAUGCACUUCUUCUACGUGCCCGUAGUGGGCCAGCGUGUAGCUAAGCCGCGGAAGCGGGUACGUGACGUCGGAGACGACGUCGACAGCAAAAAGAAGCCAACGGCAGCAGUCGUAGUCGCAGACCAAGCCGUAGGGACACCCCCCGCCGUGGUCACUGACAAGGAAGACGAGCAAAAGGACCAGGAUGAAUCCGUUACCGACGAAAUUGGAGAUUCCCCUGGUCGUUAUAAAGUGUGGGGCAUGACGGCACGUAUCAUCGUCGACGCAGCCAAGCUGGCGUACGGAGAGACACCUGCUUUUGAGCACAACUCGCACUUUGGCGACGAGCGCAUCAUCGAAGGUCUGGAGAAGAUGGGCCGGCUGGGUGAGAAGAAGAAGGCAGGCAGCGAGCUGACCCAUGAGGACCUGAAGGAGGCGAGCAAGAUGUAA
This is a messenger RNA of Sporothrix brasiliensis 5110, 1434 nucleotides long. RefSeq lists its product as uncharacterized. Lineage: Eukaryota; Fungi; Ascomycota; Sordariomycetes; Ophiostomatales; Ophiostomataceae. The record is from RefSeq and is a predicted model, not a curated record. The coding region runs from base 1 to 1434 and encodes 477 amino acids. Gene Ontology annotation, biological process: coenzyme A catabolic process. The transcript has a single exon. Gene Ontology annotation, molecular function: acetyl-CoA hydrolase activity; coenzyme A diphosphatase activity.